Messenger RNA from Capsicum annuum, 576 nucleotides. RefSeq lists its product as uncharacterized. The coding region runs from base 1 to 576 and encodes 191 amino acids. Lineage: Eukaryota; Viridiplantae; Streptophyta; Magnoliopsida; Solanales; Solanaceae. The record is from RefSeq and is a predicted model, not a curated record. The transcript is spliced from 3 exons.
AUGGGGGAGAAGUUGAAGAGGAGGGGGCCUUGGGAGAGUAGUGGACAUGUGGAUCGUAUGUGGGAGACGACUGCUAGUUGCACUAGGGAGACCGCUAGAGAGGUGUUGAGUGUCUCGAGAGGUCGAUCUAGUAAGCAUCAGGAGUUUGGUGGUGGAACGAAGAUGAUAAGAGGAAGAGUGAAGUGUUGGCCAGUAAAGAAAUCCCACGUUCAAAAGUUAAAGGUGGCAGAGAUGAGGAUGUUGCGGUGGAUGUGUGGUCAAACCAAGAAGGAUAGGGUGAGGAAUGAGAUUAUUCAGGAAAAGGUGGGAAUGGCUUCAGUGGAGGACAAGAUGCGAGAAGUGAGGUUACAUUGGUUUAUGAAUGUGAUGAGUAAGGAUGAUGAUGCGCCAGUAUGGAGGUGUGUGACACUGGCUAUGGAUAAUUUUAGGUGGUGGAGAGCCCAUCGUGAGCUUCAUCAGGUUUUAUCAUGGCCUGGUGGGUUUUGCCGUGAGUGGCACUAUCAUCACCAAGAUGUCCCUCGGCUUCCUGAGGAUGAUGCAAAGAACUCUCGAUUUGCCCAGAGGCAUAAGGAUUGA